Messenger RNA from Mytilus californianus (California mussel), 1945 nucleotides. Its product is annotated as adenylate kinase 8-like. Gene Ontology annotation, biological process: nucleoside triphosphate biosynthetic process. Bases 77 to 1516 code for a protein of 479 amino acids. The record is from RefSeq and is a predicted model, not a curated record. Gene Ontology annotation, molecular function: ATP binding; AMP kinase activity; nucleoside diphosphate kinase activity. Lineage: Eukaryota; Metazoa; Mollusca; Bivalvia; Mytilida; Mytilidae. The transcript is spliced from 9 exons. Gene Ontology annotation, cellular component: cytoplasm.
CUUAGCAACACGACGCCAUCAACUGCAGCAUAAUAUUGUUUAUUCGAAAAUCUGUUUUAUUUAAAAAGUGUCCGUUAUGGAUCAAACAAAAAGACCCCUUCUUAUUCCCCCAGAGUUCGGAACAUAUGCCGAGAAACAUGGAAUAUUCGAUUUAUAUAAGAGACUAAUGGAACAGUUAUUAAUCAACAAACCCUCAGAUCCACUAGCAUUUCUGGUGGAAUUACUAAAGAGGGACAACAAUGAUGUUCCUCAAGUCAUAAUCCUAGGACCGCCAGCCUCUGGUAAAAAGACAAUAGCCAAACUUUGUUCCAAUAAACUAAGAACUGCACAUCUUACAGAAGACAAUAUGGUCGCUGAAGCUGAAACAGACACCAAAGUUAAGGUGCAGGAGAUGAUGAAAAAGAAACAGACUGUUCCAACAGAUGUAUGGGUCAAGAUAUUAACUGACAGAAUGAAACUGGCUGACUGUAUUAAGAAAGGCUGGGUCAUGGAAGGUUUUCCGCAGACAAGAGAACAAGCUUUAGCAUUGCAAACUGCUGGUGUUUAUGCAAAACACACAGUUAUAUUAGAUGCGCCAGAUACAGUGUUGAUUGAAAGAGCCCAAGGUAAAAGGAUUGAUCCAAAGACAGGAGAUAUUUACCAUACUACAUUUGAUUUACCUACAAAUCCUGAGAUCCAGGGACGUCUAGAAGAAGUUCCAGGUUACAAAGAGGAAGAAAUGGUACAAAAACUGAUAGAAUAUCAUCGCCAUAUUGAUGGAGUACUAGAUUGUUACCAGAAGACAGUAAAAACUAUCAAUGCUGAUCAACCUAAAGCAGAUGUCUUCUCACAAGUAUACACAUAUCUAUGUAGAAACCCUAGAUCUAAUGCACCACACACCCCAAGGAUUGUAUUACUGGGGCCUACAGGAUCAGGGAAAGGUGUCCAAGCAGCUCUCCUGGCCAAUAAAUAUAACAUUGUUAAUGUAUCAUGUGGACAGUUGGUGAAACAGUCCAUAGCAGAUGAAACUGACCAAGGAAAGGCUUCUAUUCCUUAUGUGGACAAAGAUAUGAUGGUGCCAGAUACAAUUGUACAGAAAAUAGUGAGCAAUAGAUUGUCCCAGCUCGACUGUGUCAGUAGGGGAUGGGUGCUACAUGGUUACCCCAGGACCAGAGAACAGGGAGAAAUGCUUGCUAAAGAAGGAUUUCUUCCUAACAGAAUGUUUUUCCUCAAUGUGCCCAAUGAUUCAGUGAUAGAGAGAUUAACAUUACGGUCCACCGAUCCAAUCACAGGAGACAGAUAUCACAGCCUAUACAAUCCUCCACGGACACAGGAAGUCAAAGAUCGUCUGUCUAAACAUACGAAAGAUGAGGAAAGCAAGGUGAAGUCCAGGUUAUCACAAUAUCAUGCCUAUGUAGAGGAGUUAGCAGAUUUAUAUACACAAGGACAACAAAUUAAUGCUGACCAAGACCCACAUACAGUGUUUGAAUGUAUUGAAAGUAUGAUUGUCAAUCCACUGCCGAAAAAGUUUAUGUGAAAUUGGACAAACAAGCAAUUCUGUGAUAUUUAUUUGACAAGUUAUGUUACAAUUGAUGUUAACUUUAUAAAAUUCUAUCUUGUAAUAAGAUGUUUCAAUGUCAUCUUGACUUGCAUGUUAAAAUGAUGGAUUAUUACACUUUAUACAGCAUGAAAUAGCAAGGAAAGUCUAAAUUGCAAGAACAAUAAGAUACUUGGAUAUAAACAAUUAAUUUUACGCUAUAUUUAUAAACGACAACAUUGUUUUUAUAAUAUUAGAAGACAUAACAUCAUAACGUUUUGUUUCACUGCCUUGUAAUGAUGAUUUUUCUUUUUUACAAGAGUCCUUUAUGUUGAAAGCUAUAUUAUAUAUGAAGAAACCAUAAAAUAUUCAGUGGUAAAUAUUGCAUUUAUCUCAAAAAUUAUUUAAUCAGUAUAUUUUAUUAUGGUA